CAACUGCUGGAGAACUAUGGACAAUGAGUGCCAGAGGCUCCUCAAAGCGGUGGUCUUCGGCCUGCCUUGCACCGGGGCCACCGAGGCCUGUUUGCAGGUCUGCCCUGCGGCCUGCACCUGCAGCAGCGUGGAGCGCGGCUGCUCGGUGCGUUGCGACCGUGCGGGCCUCCUGCAGGUGCCCACUGAAUUUCCGUGCGAGGCGGCCUCCAUCGACCUGGACCGGAAUGGCCUGCGCAUCCUGGGCGAGCGGGCCUUCGGCACGCUGCCGUCAUUGCGCCGCCUGUCGCUGCGCCACAACAACCUGUCCUUCAUCACGCCUGGCGCCUUCAAGGGUCUACCGCGGUUGGCCGAGCUGCGCCUGGCACACAAUGGCGAGCUGCGCUAUCUGCACGCUCGAACCUUUGUGGCGCUUGCUCGCCUGCGCCGCCUCGACCUGGCGGCCUGCCGCCUGUUCAGCGUGCCCGAGCGUCUGCUGGCGGAGCUGCCCGCCCUGCGCGAGUUCACGGCCUUCGACAAUCUGUUCCGCCGCGUGCCUGGUGCGCUCCGAGGGCUGGCUAACCUGACGCAUGCGCACUUGGAGCGCAGCCGCAUCGAGGCUGUGGCCUCCAGCUCACUGCGAGGCAUGGGGCGCCUGCGCUCGCUCAGCCUGCAGGCCAACCGCGUGCGAGCAGUGCAUGCAGGGGCCUUUAGCGACUGCGGUGUCCUGGAGCAUCUGCUGCUCAAUGACAACCUGCUGGCCGCGCUGCCUGCUGCUGCCUUCCAAGGCCUCCACCGCCUGCGCACACUCAAUCUGGGAGGCAACGAGCUGGGUCAUGUGGCACGUGCCUGGUUCUCUGACCUGGCAGAGCUCGAGCUGCUUUACCUGGACCGCAACAGCAUCACUUUUGUGGAGGAAGGCGCCUUCCAGAACCUAUCAGGCCUCCUGGCCCUGCAUCUCAAUGGCAAUCGCCUCACCAUGCUCUCCUGGGCCGCUUUCCAGCCUGGCUUCUUCCUGGGCCGCCUCUUCCUUUUCCGUAACCCUUGGCAUUGUGACUGCCAUCUGGAGUGGCUGCACGAUUGGAUGGAGGGCUCUGGGCGUGUGGCUGAUGUGGCAUGUGCCUCCCCAGGUUCCGUGGCCGGCCUGGACCUCAGCCAGGUGGUCUUUGAGCACUCCUCUGAUGGCUUGUGUGUGGACCCUGAGGAGCUGAACUUUACCACAUCCAGUCCAGGGCCCAGUCCAGAGCCAGUGGCCACCACUGUGAGCAGGUUCAGCAGCCUCCUCUCCAAGCUGCUGGCCCCAAGGGUGCCCAUGCAGGAAGUAGCCAACACCACCUGGGAGCUGGUCAACAUCUCGCUGUACGACAGCCUUCCCUCUCGUGGAGUGGUGGUCUUGGGUUGCAAGGUCAUGUUUCUCUUUGCCUCUUGCCUCUUGCUCACCCUGGCACAGUAUGGCGUGUUCAGCCUGCAGAGGGACUGACUCUGCCACAGUGAAGUGACCCAAACCACUUAGGCCAAAAGGGGAGGGUUUGCUUGGCUGUGAUUAGGAGUGUCUGUAUUGAGAGGGGAGGGAAUAGGAUUAGGGUAAAAGUUCUUGCUGAGGGUGGAAGAAACACUAUCUCCAAAGAUAGCCCUAGACAGAGGAGCACUCUAGGAAAUGCCACUGAAGUGGGUAUAAAUUUCUGCUCUUCUCACAGGGGCAUCCAUUGAAAAAGAGAAGUAUGAACAAGGGCUCUUGGGUGGGUAGGUGAGGAAUGGAAGUUCCUGGGACUCCCACCCUCCACCUCCAGGGCCUACAUUAAAGCGGGACUCGAUUGGCUAAGGACUGACUUGAUUGGCUAAGUACUAAGAACUAUCUUAGUACUUAGUACAUGUACAUGCCAUCUCUUGUUUCAGUAGCCCACUAAACCCAAUCCGUCUUUUCUAACACGAUCCUCCUCUCUCUCCUAUGCCCAGGAGCUUGGGGAAAACAAGGUUCAGGAAGGUGGACAGGCCAUUAGAGAAGGGGCAUGGGAAAGAAGAGACUGAGAUCCAAGGCAGGUGGUGGUUGCUGAGGUCUGAGGUGUGUGUUAAGUGGAAUUUAAAACAAAGAUUCACUUCUUUUAGGCCACAAUUGAUCCUUUAGCAUAGUCAGUGCCAGGCCUAUGUUAAGGUGUGUUUGUAGACCACACUUAUAAAAUGCUACAAGGUAAAUCAAUAAGCUUCCAACUUUCAAGGAAGCACACAAUCUUCUUUUAGCAUUUCUUGUUGUAGGAAGGGUAUCCCUUCCCACAGAUGCUUUGUUAGCAGGGUAGAGGAUCUCCAGCUGGGAUGCGUUCAUUAGGUAUGAAAUUCUUAGGAGCUGCUCGCAUGGAGACUGACUAAUGGCCCAGAGGGAAGGGGGAACUCAGAUUUCUCAGGGUGCAUGCCUGAGGGCACAGGUCUACCAGCACCUACAGUGAAUGUGCAGGGGCUCUGAGCGUGGAGUGUAUGAGGGUACAGAUGCCGAAUCCCACCCAGGGCCACUGACACACUAGUUCUUCUCAGGGUGGAGGUGAAAAAGAGCAGAGGUUGAUUGUCUUGUCAGCCUCAGAAUCGGCAGCUCUCUGGGCCCUGGCCAUGAGUGUGAGCUUUGCAGGUUGCCCUCUAAAUGUUGGCCUGUGGGCUGGAGAUUAUAGGUCAGUGGUGGAUUAUAGAGUGCUUGCCUAAUAUGGGUGAGGACCUGGCUUCUCUACUCAUCACUGAAGGAAAAAAAACUGGCCAGUCACUUUCCAAUCUCAGUCUAGUUGGCAGUAGAACUGACCACAACAGGUGCGGGUCCUGAUGGGCCAUGAGAGGAUCAGGUCAGCAAACGUGCCAUGUGUCUGCUAAAUAGAUGCUCCAGUUUGUCUCCACACAGUGAGCAGCAAUAGCUGUAUUUGUCAAGGUCCUGGAAAUGUACAGUCUUCUUGUGCUGAGUUCCUUCCUUUGUAUGUAGAGAGGAGAGCUUUCAAAAAACCCACACAGAUUAGGGUGUGCCAAGCUGUCAAUGACAACAGUAUUUUUUCU
Onychomys torridus (southern grasshopper mouse) is the source of this 3003-nucleotide messenger RNA. It is a transcript of the gene Nyx, whose product is annotated as nyctalopin. Bases 17 to 1456 code for a protein of 479 amino acids. Gene Ontology annotation, molecular function: protein binding. The transcript has 2 exons. The record is from RefSeq and is a predicted model, not a curated record. Gene Ontology annotation, cellular component: extracellular matrix. Lineage: Eukaryota; Metazoa; Chordata; Mammalia; Rodentia; Cricetidae.